Messenger RNA from Talpa occidentalis (Iberian mole), 1299 nucleotides. It is a transcript of the gene CCND1, whose product is annotated as cyclin D1. NCBI's taxonomy places the organism in Eukaryota, Metazoa, Chordata, Mammalia, Eulipotyphla, Talpidae. The transcript has 5 exons. Gene Ontology annotation, biological process: regulation of cyclin-dependent protein serine/threonine kinase activity; mitotic cell cycle phase transition; positive regulation of G1/S transition of mitotic cell cycle. Gene Ontology annotation, cellular component: cyclin-dependent protein kinase holoenzyme complex; nucleus; cytoplasm. The record is from RefSeq and is a predicted model, not a curated record. Gene Ontology annotation, molecular function: cyclin-dependent protein serine/threonine kinase regulator activity. The coding region runs from base 213 to 1100 and encodes 295 amino acids.
UCCGCUUAACAACAGUAACGUCACGCGGCUCCAGGGGAGUUUUGUUGGAAGUUGCAAAGUCCUGGAGCCUCCAGAGGCCGUCGGCGCAGCAGCAGCGAGCAGCAGCUCCGCGCGCUCCGGCCGGCGCCACAGGAGCCCGAGGAGCGCGGGCCGCAGGCGCCCCGCGAGCGCGUACCCGGCCGCCCCGCCGCCCCGGCCCGAGCCGCCCGGCCAUGGCGCACCAGCUCCUGUGCUGCGAGGCCGAGUCCGUCCGCCGGGCGUACCCCGAUGCCAACCUGCUGAGCGACCGGGUGCUGCGCGCCAUGCUCAAGGCGGAGGAGACCUGCGCGCCCUCGGUGUCCUACUUCAAGUGCGUGCAGAAGGAGAUCCUGCCGUCCAUGCGGAAGGUCGUGGCCACCUGGAUGCUGGAGGUGUGCGAGGAGCAGAAGUGCGAGGAGGAGGUCUUCCCGCUGGCCAUGAACUACCUGGACCGCUUCCUGUCGCUCGAGCCGCUCGCGAAGAGCCGCCUGCAGCUGCUCGGGGCCACCUGCAUGUUCGUGGCCUCCAAGAUGAAGGAGACCAUCCCGCUGACGGCCGACAAGCUCUGCAUCUACACCGACAACUCCAUCCGGCCCGCCGAGCUGCUGCAAAUGGAGCUGCUCCUGGUGAACAAACUCAAGUGGAACCUGGCGGCCAUGACCCCCCACGAUUUCAUCGAGCACUUCCUCUCCAAAAUGCCGGUGGCCGAGGAGAGCAAACAGAUCAUCCGCAAACACGCGCAGACCUUCGUCGCCCUCUGCGCCACAGACGUGAAGUUCAUCUCCCACCCGCCCUCCAUGGUGGCCGCCGGGAGCGUGGUGGCCGCGGUGCAGGGCCUGCACCUGGGGGGCACCGGCAGCCAGCUGUCCUGCCACCGCCUCGCCCGCUUCUUGUCCAAGGUGAUUAAGUGUGACCCGGACUGCCUCCGCGCCUGCCAGGAGCAGAUCGAAGCCCUGCUGGAGGCCAGCCUGCGCCAGGCCCAGCAGAACCUGGACCCCAAGGCGGCCGAGGAGGAGGCGGAGGAGGAGGAGGAGCUGGACCUGGCCUGCACGCCCACCGACGUGCGGGACGUGAACAUUUGAGGGGCCGUGGGGGGGGGCCGGCCGGUGCUCUGCUGGCCCCUCCGGGACCUGUCGCCCGGGAGGGGUCGCGCCCUCCUGCUGUCGUUUCCUUUGCUCUUCCUCCCUUCUGUCUCUGACUUAAGCAAAAAAAAAAAGUACCUGAAAAACUCUUAAGAGAGAGCGAGAAAGGAUAGUGUUUGCAUAACCCUGAGCGGGGUGG